Solanum dulcamara is the source of this 432-nucleotide messenger RNA. Its product is annotated as protein PXR1. Lineage: Eukaryota; Viridiplantae; Streptophyta; Magnoliopsida; Solanales; Solanaceae. The transcript has a single exon. The coding region runs from base 1 to 432 and encodes 143 amino acids. The record is from RefSeq and is a predicted model, not a curated record.
AUGCCAGAGACGGAUGAUACAGGAAAACAUGACGGUUCAACCAAAACUAAAAAUGAGGAAAUUUAUGAGAAGAAGGAGAAAGAAGAUAAGCAUUCGGAUGAAGAUGAUAAAGACGAUGAUGAUGAGAAAGAAGGUAAAGAUAAGAAGAAGAAAAAGAAAGACAAAGAUGAGAAGGAAAAGGACAAGGAUGAAAAGGAUAACAAGAAGAAAGAUAAAAAAGAGAAGAAUCCCAAGGAUGAAAAGGACUUAGAAAAACUGAGACUUAAAGUGGAGAAAAUUGAUGCCAAGAUGCAGGAUUUGGAAGACCAGAGAGAGGUUAUUUUAGAAUUGCUUAAUGAAGCUGGGAAAAUUGAAGCCAAUGCAACUGCUGCUCGUCUCCCAUUCGAUCCCUUAUCAAGCCACUUGACGAAAAAAAAGAAAAAAUCCAAGUGA